AUGAGUAAUUCCGUUGAAACUUCCGGAAGUGCAGAGAGGAAAAUUGCGAAAAAGUGCUGCUGCUUGUGCGGUGACCAAAAACUAGCAAAACGCUACAAGGAGAGCAACUCAUUAAUUGUGAGCUUGGAAGAGGCGCACGAUCCUACUGAUGACCAUGCUGACGUGGACGAAGAUCAGGAACCACAAACGCCUUUGUACAAAAAAAUGAAAUUAUGGGCUCAAACUUCCACCAUGGAUACGUCAUCGCAAUUAUAUUAUCGAUGGCUGGGUUUAGUGUCAUUGACAGUUCUCUACAACUGCAUUAUCCUCCCCAUGCGCACCGCCUUCACGCAAUUCCACGAACUUUCUCCCCCUGUUUGGAUGUGCAUAGACUACUGCAUUGACUUCAUCUACCUCCUCGAUAUAUGGGUUGGCUGCAGAACAGGUUAUCUCGAGGAGGGUCUGGUAGUGACUGAUGUGGUCAAACUGCGCAACGCCUACAUCAAAAAAUCUGAUUGCCUCAUGGACGUGUUCGCCGUCCUUCCGACGGACUUACUCUACAUCUCUCAGGCCUUCACGCACUACGCCGCCUGGCUACGCCUGAACCGCCUCCUGAAGGCCUACAAGGUCUUUGAGUUCAUCGCCCGCACUGAAACACGCGCCUCCUUUCCCAACGUGUUCCGUGUGAUCACUCUCACUGCCGGCAUUCUCAUUCUCAUCCACAUUAACGCCUGCAUCUUCUUCGAGGUUAGCACACAAACAGGACUCUGUGAAAACUCGUUCGUGUACCCGCCUCGUUCCACUGACGAUAUCACAGAUGAGCCCUGCAAUCUCACAGAGCGAUGGCAGUCGAUUUUCUCCCAGUACACCUACAGCUUCUAUUGGUCAACGCUGAUCCUCACUACAAUCGGCGAGACUCCAAAACCAGUUCGAGAUGGGGAGUACAUUUUCAUCACCAUCGACUUCCUUGCUGGUGUCCUCAUCUUCGCCACAGUCGUCGGUAACGUUGGAGCCAUGAUCGCAAACAUGAAUGCCCAAAAGACAGAGUUCCAAGCGCAAAUGGACAGUGUCAAACGCUACAUGGAAUACCGAAAAGUGAGCAAGGGCCUGGAGCGUCGAGUCAUACAGUGGUUUGACUACCUCUGGUCGAAUAAGCAAUCCCUGGAGGAGGAGAAUGUUCUCGCAAUUCUACCAGAUAAACUAAAGGCUGAAAUCGCCAUCCACGUACACUACGACACGCUCCAGCGCGUCAAGAUAUUUCAGGACUGUGAUCCCGGAUUACUGGUGGAACUUGUUCUGAAGCUGAAGCUCCAGAUUUUCUCCCCAGGAGAUUACAUCUGCCGCAAGGGCGAUAUCGGGAAGGAGAUGUACAUUGUUAAACGCGGAAAAAUAAGCGUAGUUGCAGAUGACGGAAAAACAACGUUUGUGACGUUGGGCGAGGGCACGGUAUUUGGGGAAAUCUCCAUCCUUAAUAUCGCUGGCAACAAAACAGGGAACCGCCGGACAGCAAACGUCCGCUCCGUGGGAUAUUCCGAUCUCUUUUGUCUCAGCAAAGACGAUUUAUGGGAGGCGCUGACGGAGUACCCUGAAGCGAAGGAAAAACUCAUGGAGGCCGGUCAGCAGAUGCUAAGAAAGGACAACUUGUUGGACGAAGAACUUCUUCGCAAAGCCGAAGAGAACAGAGAAACUAUUGAGGAGAGGGUCAAUAGAAUUGACGCAACACUGGAACAGAUAGGCACAAAACUAGCUCGGCUCCUGGGAGAGUACGGAUCAAGCCAGGCGAAAAUAAAGAGAAGAAUAACUCGACUUGAGAACCAGCAAUUCAACUCACUCCAAACAAGUAUUGAAGAGGCUUUUUCAAAGUGA
Messenger RNA from Echinococcus granulosus, 1845 nucleotides. Its product is annotated as Cyclic nucleotide-gated channel cone photoreceptor subunit alpha. The coding region runs from base 1 to 1845 and encodes 614 amino acids. Gene Ontology annotation, cellular component: intracellular cyclic nucleotide activated cation channel complex; plasma membrane. Gene Ontology annotation, molecular function: protein-containing complex binding; intracellularly cAMP-activated cation channel activity; cGMP binding. NCBI's taxonomy places the organism in Eukaryota, Metazoa, Platyhelminthes, Cestoda, Cyclophyllidea, Taeniidae. Gene Ontology annotation, biological process: monoatomic cation transmembrane transport. The record is from RefSeq and is a predicted model, not a curated record. The transcript has 8 exons.